AAUGGGUCUGUUCUGUGUGAGUCGCCGGCGCUCCCUCAGCCUGCUCCUCGCCACCUGUCCUUGACUUGCUGAGCUCAGAGCGAGGCUGAGAGGAGCUCUGGUGAGCCGCUGCAUCCUUCACCCUGUCACUCCGUGGCUGCUCCUCUCUACCUGUGGUGCUUCGGAGGGAGGAAGGACUGUCCUCGGCCGGCGGAGCUCUGAUGGGAGGCGGCGUCGACUCGGGCUGGGACUGGGGAUGCUGAACGGGGGGAGGGAGGGCCUGUUUGAGCUGGGACAGCAGCUCCAGCAGCAGGGGGAGUACCAGGCCGCCCUCCACUGCUUCCUCAGCUGCCUGCUGGGACUGACCCAUGUGCAGAGCUUCACCUCUCUGCCCAACUGCUUACACCAGAUCGCAGAACUCUUCAUCACUGAAAAGAAUUAUGGGAAGGCGCUGCAGUUCAUUCAGGCCGAGAAGAUGUUCUACGAGGUGGCAUUGAUCGAGCUCACGGCUCUUCAGGGGAGCGCCGGCCCUCAGGAGGAGGCCACGCUGGGCUCGGCGGGAUGGACCACCCCCGAGGAGCUGUCGGAGCAGGCCUCGCAGGCGCAGCACCUGGAGCGGCUGGCGCAGCUCUGCAUCAUGAGCAAACAACCUCAUCUUGCCCUAGAAUACAGCGGUAAGGCUACAAAGAUUCACCAGAGGGCCUUCGGCAACGACCAUCCAAUCACAGCCCGGAGCCUGGAGCUCAUGGCAACAGUCUACGCCGAGAUCGGCAAGACGGAAUACUCAGACUCUCUGGGUCAGUGUGUGUCGGCGCUGUCCAAACGCUUCGCUGCUGCAGAGUCCCUCAGAGACUCCGUCAACUGUCUUCCUCACUCCCACCGGGAGAAGCACUCGGAGGUACGCCACCGAAAGGACGGCCCCCACCAGCAGGAGGACGCCCUGAGACCCAAGGUGACCAACGGGAAAGUCCCCACCUCCAUCCUCAAGAGGCCCAGCCCCAACCGGUCCGACUCGGAGCCCGUCCACAGACGGAAAGGCGAGCGGAGAGUCCGAUUCAGGGAGCCGGAGACCACAGUGCACGCGUAUGAGACGACGCCGUCCCGCCCCCACCUGGCCCUCUUCACCUGCCUCUUCCUGCUCAUGUCCUUCCUGGGCGUGGCCAUGUACUGCACGGACCGGCGGCGGCCGCAGCGGGCGUGCGAGGAGCUGGAGGCGGCGCUGGCCGUCUACCUGCUGCACAUGAAGCAGCUGCUGUGGGGCUGCUGGAUCUGGCUGACCAUGCAGUGACACGGACUGACCACAGGGGGAGACAUGGAGCCUCUUUUAUUUAUACCCCCGCCCCCCUUCUUCGUCUUUUAGCCCCACGGACACCUCGGCCCUCGGGCACGGCCCUGUCCGCUGUCUGUGGCGCCGCCGCCGCCGCCGCAGUGACGGAGGGAAAUCCUGUAAUCCCAGAAAUAUGUAGCUUCCUCGUCUGUUUGUAUAUAACGUACCGAGAGCGGCGGGCGUGCCGCCACACGUUUAACCCGAACUGAUGUUUUGCACACCUGCGAUGUCGACGCCCACAUAUAGCGCUCACACACUCUCCUCGGUCACGUGACUCUGUGAGCGGAUGUUUCCAUGGAAUGCUCCUCCUCUUUUGGUUUUUCUUUUUUUAAUUUUGUAACUGAACGUGAUCUGUGUAUAUCAGACAUCACACACGGCUGAAUGUGUAUAUAUGGAUCAAUACUCUAAGGACUAUCACAGUAUUUAGCCUUGUAACUGCACAUAAAUGAAUGUAGAGAUGUUCCGUUAGAGGCUUUGAUCGGCACGCUGCACACCGGAGAGACGUGGCUGCUCCUUAUGGGAGGAACGGCGGGGCGGAACCCGGACUGGAGGACGACUCUCGUCUCAUUCCCGCCCCGGACGAAGGCCGCCGCACAAUAUUAACCGUCAUCAGAGAGAAUAACACUCAAAGUGGAGGAACACGUUUCCUCUUCGAAUCCAACCAAAAGACCCUCAGAGUCCUGUGUCCCUCUGUAUCUGAGCAACGAUCCUACUUUUAUUAUUUAUUCUUAAUUUUCUAAAGACUUCUUUUGUUACCUUCUAUUUCCAACAAGCCAGGUUUUAAUUGUGAUGUCAGAUUCACAGUGUGAAUGAAGGAGAGUCGGGAAGAGUGUGGAUUCAACUGAAAUCACCUCCAGAAUAUCUGUUUGAGGCCAAGAAGAGACACAGAGCAGAGGCAGAUGUUGUAUAAGUCCCUUUAUCAAAUGAAGCAGUUAAAAGUCACACAGCAGAGACGAGUCCGUGGUUUUCCGAGUGUGGGUCUGCUGCAGCUUCUCCCACGCUUGAUUUUCUUCUUCUUUUACAGAUUUCACACGUUAACGUUUCAAUCCUCAACAAGUGAUCGACAGUUAAAAUGGUGCCGCGUCAGCUCUGCGGCGCCCCCCGGAGGACGCGCGCUCCACACUUUGAAAACCACCGGACUACAUGGGGUCAAAGGGCGCAGAGAUCCUCUCACCGCGAGCAAUAACACACAUCCACACGGUUUCCAUUAAAACACAGAAGUUUAUAUCACAGGUUUCAGGGAAAUGAGGCGCGCCGGGUCGGGGGUGGAGCUCACAGGAAGUGACUCUGUACUGUCAAAAUAAACCGUCAUUAGCAAUAAAAUCCACACCCGGUCGACUGUACGUGCACACGGAGCUCAGAGCCGCUUCUCGCCGCCGUCCAGAUCAUCUACGGUCACUUUGGAAGAAGUGCCUUUACGGAGGGUUUCCUUUCUCUUUCUGUCUUUCUUCCUUCGUUUCUACCGUUUCAAUGAUUUCACCUGUUUCAAAAUAAAACUGUCAUUGCCUAUCGAAGUCAAA
This is a messenger RNA of Salarias fasciatus (jewelled blenny), 2826 nucleotides long. RefSeq names its product chromosome 19 C14orf180 homolog (gene c19h14orf180). Gene Ontology annotation, molecular function: connexin binding. Gene Ontology annotation, cellular component: trans-Golgi network; plasma membrane; transport vesicle. The transcript is spliced from 9 exons. The coding region runs from base 236 to 1267 and encodes 343 amino acids. Gene Ontology annotation, biological process: positive regulation of Golgi to plasma membrane protein transport. The record is from RefSeq and is a predicted model, not a curated record. NCBI's taxonomy places the organism in Eukaryota, Metazoa, Chordata, Actinopteri, Blenniiformes, Blenniidae.